Molecule: messenger RNA, 5100 nt
Organism: Macrosiphum euphorbiae (potato aphid)
Lineage: Eukaryota; Metazoa; Arthropoda; Insecta; Hemiptera; Aphididae
Source: the annotation of a GenBank genome assembly
AUGCAGGGUAGUCAGUCAAAUGAAUUGGCCGUCUAUGUAUUGAGGCGAGGUCAAUUAAAGGCGCAGCUGACAAAAUUCCAAACAUAUAUCAAUAAUGUAGAUGUGGAUAACAAUAUCAUGCAGAUAAAGAUACGUCUAGAUAAAAUAAAAGAACUUUGGACUGAGUUUGAUGUAGUUCAGAAUAAUAUCGAGGCAUUAGAUACCAGUAAUGAGCAAUUGGACUACAGAGAUACGUUUGUAAAUUUAUAUUUUGAUAUAGUUGCAAAAGCAGAGACUAUGGUACAAGGUUCAAAUGUAGUUAGUGGCAUAAACAGGUUGAGUAUACCGGGCAAUCUUGCGCAAGGAGGUGACCCGGCGAUAAAAAUGAAGCCGUUAGAAUUACCGUCGUUUUCGGGAAAAUUUGAAGAGUGGUCCACAUUUAAAGAUUUAUUUUUGACCUUGGUACAUUUAAAUCCAACAAUAGCAGGUGUACAAAAAUUUGUAUAUUUAAGAAUGUAUUUGUGUGGGGACGCAUUGGCUCUGAUACAAAAUUUAGCGACCACAGGUGACAAUUACUCGAUUGCAUGGAACACUGUCGUAGAACGAUAUGACAAUAAGCGUAUUCUCAUACAAUCUUAUACGAGAAAUAUAUAUGAAUUAGAACCUAUGCAAAAGGAGUCGAGUGUGUGUUUAAGGAAGUUUACUGCUGAUUUAAACAUGAAUAUGCAAGCUUUAAAGGCGUUAGGUCAUGAUCCAGAUGCCUGGGGUGCGCUAUUAUUGCAUGUGAUUCUAGUCAAAUUAGAUUAUAAUACAAUACGAAAUUGGGAAUCUGUGGCGACCAAAGAUAUAUUACCCUCUAUAUCGGAGUUGACAACAUUUUUAAAUGAACGGUGUAAAAUAUUAGAGGCGAUUGAUACCUCAAAAAAUUUAUCGAAUAAAUUAAAUACGUCGCAUUAUACGCAGUCUAAGCAAAAUUAUCGCAAUCCAAAUGAUAAAAACGUCCAAUUUAAAAAUAAUAAAAAAGUAAAUGCAUUUGUUGCUACCAAUCGUUUAGCAUGUUAUUUAUGUAAACAGUCACAUCCUAUUUACAAGUGUCAAAAAUUUAUCGCACUCAAUGCGAAUGAAAGAGCACUAAAGGUUGAUGAACUAAACCUAUGUCGCAAUUGCCUGGGUACGGGACACACGGAUGUACAGGUGUGCAGGUCGAAAAGGGUAUGCUCCAAAUGUGAUAAAGCGCAUAAUACGUUGCUGCAUGGUGAUGUACCACAAGUUGUACAAAAUCCGUCUACGUCAAAUGUGUCUAAUUCGGAAGUGGUGGUGAGUCACGCCGCCCGUGGUCAAACGCGCGCACAAGUACUAUUAGCGACUGCAGAGGUACAUAUAUUAAAUGCAUGCGGCGAACUAGUUGUAUGCAGGGCAUUACUAGAUAACGGCUCACAGAUAAAUAUUUUGACCGAAGCAAUGGCACAGCGAUUAGGGCUUGCGAGAACAAAAAUAAAUAAAUCAAUAACAGGUAUAAAUGAGGUAGUGAGUCGUGCCGCGUAUCAGGUAACCGCGUCUAUUAAGUCACGUAUAAAUAAUUAUUCUGCCACCUUAGACAUGCUGGUAUUGCCAAAAAUUACCGGAAAACUGCCGACCAACAAUAUCGAUACUAACAAAUGGUCUAUACCCGCGGAUAUUAUGUUGGCAGAUUCUAGGUGUUUUAAGCCGGAAAAAAUUGAUUUAUUGAUUGGUGCCGACACCUAUUGGGAAAUAAUGUGCUCGGGAAAUUUCAAACUGCACACAAUGGGUCCGUACUUGCAGCAAACAAUGUUCGGCUGGAUUAUUGUAGGACCAGUGAAUGAAAUUUCAUCAAAAAAUAAUUCAAUGGCUUGCUUUGUAAUAAGUGAAGAUAAUUAUUCAAAUUUGGAAAAGGAUAUUGAAGAAUUUUGGAAAAUCGAAGAAUUUUCCAAUGCAAAUAUGGACGAAACGUCGGAAGAUAGUAUUUGUAGAAAACAUUUUGAAGAUCACAUAUCAGUAGAUUCCACGGGAAAAUUUGUAGUAAAAUUGCCGUUUCGAGAUAACGUAGACAUGUUAGGCGAGUCAUAUAACAUAGCGUUAAAAAGGUUUUUAUCGUUAGAGCGUCGUCUCGGGAAAAAUCCCGAGCGAUAUAGUCAAUAUAAAGGGUUCAUGGAAGAAUAUGAGCAUUUGGGACAUAUGGAGAAAGUUAAUGAGGACAAUGACCUAUCAGUGAAAACGUAUUACAUGCCACACUCUUACGUUCUUAAUGAUAGUAGCCGAUCAACAAAAUUACGAGUGGUAUUUGACGGCUCAUGCAAAUCAGAAUCUGGAUUAUCGCUAAACGAUGUAUUGUUAAAAGGUCCUAUAUUACAAGAUGACCUCACAUUAAUUGUUACGAGAUUUCGUACACAUAAAUAUGCAUUUUCAGCUGAUAUUAAAAAAAUGUAUAGGCAGGUAUGGGUUGAUAAUGCAGAUAGAGAUUAUCAGCGCAUAUUGUGGCGCGGUGAUCCUAAUGAGCCUAUUAAGAAAUAUAGAUUGUGUACAGUAACCUACGGAACGGUACCUGCAAGUUUCUUAUCGGUUGCGUGUCUUCAUAAAUCGGCGGAUAUAAAUAAAAUACGUCCGGAGAUAGCUCAGAUAAUAAAGCAUGAUUUUUGUGUUGACGAUUGUUUAACGGGCGCCUCAACAUUAUCGGAGGCUUUAAAUUUGCGUAAUGAAUUAAUUAAAUGUUUAAGUAACAAUGGAUUUGAAUUAAGCAAGUGGACAGCUAAUCAUGCCGAUUUAUUAAAAUAUAUACCAAUUCCUAAUGAAAACUCACUAUACUCGUUAAAUAUGGAAACUGAAGCAAUAAAAACAUUAGGUUUGUAUUGGGAUUCAAACUCGGAUAGUUUCAUUUAUAAAGUGUCUUUACCAAUACCUGAACAUAAGAUAACCAAACGAAGUAUUUUAUCUAAUAUAGCACGUCUAUUUGACCCGCUCGGAUUGCUCGGACCGGUUAUCGUGAUAGCUAAAAUAUUAAUGCAACAAUUAUGGAAAUUAAAAAUAAAUUGGGAUGAUGAAUUAUCAACAGAAAUUCAAAUAAAAUGGAAAAAAUAUUUAAAGGAUUUAAAUCAAUGCAAUAAUCUAAGUGUCCCGCGCUGGUUGCAGUGUGACGACACAGAAAAAAUAUAUAUACACGGAUUUGCCGAUGCAUCGUGCAAAGCGUACGGGGCUUGUUUAUAUGUAGUAUGCACGCGCGCGGACGGUAGUCGCCACUCACAACUAAUAUGCGCAAAAUCAAGAAUUGCGCCGAUAAGUAUAAUAACAAUACCGCGAUUAGAGUUAUGCGCUGCCUUACUAUUAUCAAAAUUAAUAAAAAAAAUAGUUCCAGCGUUACGAAUUAAUGUUACGAAUAUUUAUUGCUGGAGUGAUUCUAAGGUGGUACUAGCGUGGAUCGCAUCGGAUGCAAUGCGUUGGAAACCGUUCGUUGCAAAUCGUGUGAGUAAGGUUCAUAAUUUAACAUCACAGUAUUCAUGGUCGUAUAUUAAUACGAAGGAGAACCCGGCUGACAUUUUAUCCAGGGGAUGUGAUGUUCAAGAUAUACAAAAAAGUACAUUGUGGUGGAACGGACCAGCAUGGUUGACGGACGAGCACGCGAGAUGUGAAGAACUCUGUCAAGUACACGAAGAUGAGGAGACACUAUGUGAAGAGCGAAAGCAGUCGAACACAGUAGUAAUGGUCGCUGAAGUAAAGGCAAAUUAUUUUAUACAACUGUGUGAAAAAUAUUCAAAAUUAAAUCGGUUUCAGCGUGUGUUUGCCUAUACAUUGAGGCUCUUACAAAAUCAAUUUUUUGGGGAAGCGCUUCAAAAUAAAAAAUUGCAGUCAUUAAAUCCUUUCUUCGACAACGACAGUAUAUUGCGUGUGGGUGGCCGACUUGGAAACGCGACAGAUUUAACUUAUGACCAACGGCAUCCAAUUAUCAUACCAUAUUCGUGUCAUUUUGAUACACUAAUUUUUAGAAACGAGCACGAAAUGUCAUUACAUGCUGGGCCCCAAGCCAUGUUGGCAAAUGUACGAUUAACAUAUUGGCCGAUAAACGGUCGUCGAACCGCUCGAAAAGUCGCCCAUAAAUGUAUUGCGUGUUUUAAAAAUAAACCUAAUAUUGUAGAACCAAUUAUGGGUGUUCUACCAAAACCAAGAGUGAACCGACCACUAAGAUGUUUCGAAACUACGGGUGUUGAUUAUGCGGGACCAAUAUUAAUGAAGUCGCACGCACGUAGAAACGCACAGCUACAGAAGGCAUAUAUAUGCAUUUUUUUAUGUUUUGCAAGUAAGGCUGUACACAUAGAGCUAGUAUGUGAUCUCAGCACGGAUGCCUUUAUAGCUGCCUUGCACCGGUUUAUAUCAAGAAGAGGUAAAUGCCAUACCAUAUAUUCCGAUAAUGGUACUAAUUUCGUGGGUGCUAACAAAAAGUUAAGUGAUUUGUCCACACUUCUUCUUUCCGAACAGCACAAAAUUCGCGUUCAAGACACGUUAACACUACACGAAAUUACGUGGAAGUUCAUACCGCCUCGGUCCCCCCAUUUUGGUGGUUUGUGGGAGGCUGCAGUCAAGGCCGUAAAAAAACACUUGAAUCGAACGAUUGCAAAUUCACGGUUAACUUAUGACGAACUAUAUACGGUACUAACACAGAUAGAAUGUUGCUUAAACUCCCGUCCUUUAAUCCCUAUAUCCGAAGACCCUACGGAUUUGAAUGUCCUUACUCCCGCCCACUUUCUAAUAGGUAGCUCACUACGCGCACUGCCUGAGCCUGACGUGAGAGAUAUAUCUAUUAAUAGAUUGUCUCGAUGGCAAAGAGUGCAGCAACUUGUCCAACACGUUUGGGCACGAUGGAGCAAGGAGUAUUUGGGGCAACUACAAGGACGAAACAAGUGGUCCAAAUGCAGAGGACCAUCCAUUCAACCUGGGACGAUGGUGUUAAUAAAGGAGAAUAACUUACCUCCUUUAAAGUGGUUAUUAGGCAGAGUCACAAAUGUUCACCCAGGACCUGAUGGUGUCAUAAGGGUAGCUACUGUGCAUACGAAUUUGGGAUCAAAAAAGCGAGCUGUUCGGUUAUUAUGUCCAUUACCCAUAGACACAUGA